Molecule: messenger RNA, 1533 nt
Organism: Staurois parvus
Lineage: Eukaryota; Metazoa; Chordata; Amphibia; Anura; Ranidae
Source: the annotation of a GenBank genome assembly
GGCCCCGCCUCUAUCAGUGCGACGCGGAGAAUCAUCAGCUAGAGGUCUUUGUGAUCAAUCAGACGCGGACAAUGGCAACCAACGAUUAUUCACAGCCAGCAGCCCAAGGGUACAGCUCAUACCCGUCUCAGCCCGCACAAGGCUAUUCCCAGCAGGGCAGCCAGUCCUAUGGUCAGCAGGGGUACAGUGGCUAUGGCCAGUCUGCUGGGUCCUCUUCCUAUGGACAGAGUGGAGGGUACGGCUCGUCCUAUGGACAGGAGCAAAGCUCUGGCUAUGGCUCUCAGUCGGCUCAAGGAUACAGCGCUGGUAACUAUGGCGGCUCCCAAUCAUCCCAGACCCCCUACAGCGGGGGACAGCAGCAACAGCAGUCCUCCCAGUCAUCAUAUUCCAGCUAUUCCCAGCAGCCUCCAGCCAGCAGUAACACUGGAAGCUAUGGCAGUGGUGGUUCUCAGUCCUCAUACCAGCAGCAGCAGGGCAGCGGUUAUGGACAACAGUCCAGUGGAGGAGGAGGAGGUGGUGGAUAUGGAGGUCAACAGAGCGGCUAUGGAGGAGGCCAGUCUGGUUAUGGAGGUCAGCAGAGUCAAGGCGGAUAUGGUGGUGGUGGUCAGCAGUCCGGUUCCUAUGGGCAGCAGUCCAGCUAUAAUGCCCCCCAGGGCUAUGGCCAGCAGCAGCAAUCCCAGUAUGGUGGGGGAUCUGGAGGUUACAGCCAGGACUCUCCUCCCAUGGGUGGUGGUGGUGGUGGUGGUGGAGGCGGCUACGGUGGUUCCGACCAAGGCAGCUUUGGCGGACAGGAUGGCAGAGGCCGAGGCCGCGGUGGAUUUGGUGGGCGCGGAGGCUUUGACCGAGGCGGCAGAGGAGGCCGUGGCGGAAGAGGGCGGCGGUGGCGGCAUGGGCGGUGGUGAACGGGGAGGAUUCAGUAAAUUUGGUGGACCACGUGAAGGCGGACCUCCCAGACACGAAAUGGCUGAACAAGAUAACUCCGACAACAACACGAUCUUUGUGCAAGGCCUGGGAGAGAACGUGACCGUCGAGUCCGUCGCUGAAUACUUCAAGCAGAUUGGAAUCAUCAAGACAAACAAGAAGACCGGGCAGCCCAUGAUAAACCUGUACACAGACCGGGAGACGGGCAAGCUGAAGGGAGAAGCAACAGUGUCCUUCGAUGAUCCUCCAUCUGCCAAGGCUGCCAUCGACUGGUUUGAUGGCAAAGAAUUUUCUGGAAAUCCAAUCAAAGUCUCGUUUGCUACACGGAGAGCCGACUUCAACAGCCGUGGCGGUGGAAACACCAGGGGCAGAGGACGUGGAGGUCCCAUGGGACGUGGAGGGUUUGGUGGUCCUAGUGGUGGAAACAGCAACCGAGGAGGUGGUGGUGGUGGAGGAUUCCCCAGUGGUGGUGGAGGACAGCAGAGGGCUGGAGACUGGAAAUGCCCCAACCCAUCCUGUGAGAACAUGAACUUCUCCUGGAGGAAUGAGUGCAACCAGUGCAAGGCUCCCAAACCCGAUGGUCCCGGAGGACCUGGAGGUUCACACAUGGGU